AUGAUAUUUGAUGAAACAGUAAGAUUAAAUGGUCAAUUAUCAAAUUGUAUUGUUUUAACUGGUAAAUCAAAUGAAAAAUUUAAAUGUAUUCAAUGUAAAAAACGAUAUUAUUUAAAUUCAAAUAAAGAAUGUCAAGUUGGUUCACAUUGUAAUAAAAUAAAUAAUCAAAGUCAUUGUAUUGAAUGUGAAAAAGGAUAUUAUUUAAAUUCAAAUAAAGAAUGUCAACCAUUACCAGAUAAUUGUAUUGUAGUAUAUAAAACAUAUUGUUAUCAAUGUAAAGAAGGAUAUAUUAAAGAAAAAGGAGAAUGUAAAGAAAUUGAUAAUAAAUGUAAUAAAUCAGAAAGAAAUUAUUGUUUAAAAUGUUCAAAUGGAUAUAAAAUAGAAAAUAAUCAAUGUAAUGGAGAUAAAGAAGAUCAAUGUUAUUAUGAAGGAAAUAAAUGUGUAUCAUGUUCAAAUGGAUAUACAUUAAACAAUAAAAAAUGUUCAAAUAAAGAAAAUCAAAAUGGAAAGAAUGAAGAAAUAUAUUGUGAAAAUGGAAAAUACAUCAAUAAUAAUAAAUGUAUAGAAUGUUCAAAAUCAGAAAUAUGUAAAACAAAUGAUAUUGAAAUAAAAUGUAAAUAUGAAGAAUAUUUAGAUAAUAAUAAAUGUAUAAAUAAAACAUGUGAAGAAGAUAUGAUAAAAGAUCAAAAUGGAAAAUGUAAUAAUAAUAUUUCAUAUUGUUUAAAUAAAUCAUAUGUUAAUGGAAAAUGUGUUGAAUGUUUAAAUACAUAUUCACCUAAUUUGAAGGGAGAAUGUAUUAAUACAACAAUAGAAUAUUGUGAAGAACAAAAUACAUAUGGAUGUAAAAGAUGUAAAGAAGGAUAUUAUUUAACAAAAGACAUGAAAUGUUUAAAAUGUGAUGAUAAAUGUGAAACAUGUUAUGGAACAUCUACAUAUUGUAUGAGUUGUUCUAAUGAUAAAUAUUUAAGAAAUGAUAAAACAUGUCAAUCAAAUGAAGAAUUAAAUGGAACAUGUUUACAAAUAUUAGCAGAUGGAAGUGGAUGUGGAAUAUGUCAUAAAGGAUAUUAUAGAAAUGGGAAAGGAUGUUCAAAAUGUGAAAAAGAAUGUUUAACAUGUAAUCAAAAAGAUAAAUGUAUAAAAUGUGGAGAAGGAUAUUUUAUGAGUUCAACAGGAAUAUGUAAAUCAACAACAACAAUUAAAGGAUGUAAAGGAGAAAUAGAUAAAGAAUAUGGAUGUAGAGAAUGUUUAACAGGAUAUUAUUUAAUAAAUAAAGAAUGUUCAAAAUGUGGAAAUAAAUGUAUAACAUGUUUAAAUGAGAAAGAAUGUAAUAAAUGUGAAGAAGAAUAUAUAACAAUAAAUAAAGAAUGUAUUCAUUAUUCAAAUAUUAAUAAAUGUAAAGAAACAAAAAAUAAUAAAUGUUCAAAAUGUUCAUUUUGGUAUGGAAACAAUGAAGAAGGAACAAAAUGUAAUAAAGAAAUUGUAUGGUGGAUGAUAAUGAUAAUUAUCAUCAUUAUACUUAUUAUCAUCAUUAUAAUAAUUAUAAUUAUAAUAAUAAUGAUUAAUUACAUUAUAAAACGCAAAGAAAAGAAAGAACAAGAGAAAACAACAACAAUAUUUAAAAUUUCACAAUCAAAUAUCAAAUUCAUAUCACUUGGAGAUGGAAUAAUAACAAAUAAAAAAGAAAUAGAAAUAGGAGAAGGAGAAGAAAUUGAAAAAGAAGAAAAUGAAAAAUAUUCAAUUAGAACAAACCCAAAUAUCAUUACAAUUGAAGGAGGAUAUGCAUGUGAAUUUGAAAUAUUUAUUACAAUCAAAUGUACUACUAAAAUUAAAGAACAAAUAAUGAUAAUUAGUAAAACACUUAAUAAAACACAAGAAGAAAUAAUUAAAAGUAUUUCAAUUAAAGGAGAAACACAAAUAUCAACACGACUUGAUCCCGAUGAAAUUAAAGAAGAACAUAAAAUAGGAGAAGGAUCAUUUGGAAUUGUAUAUAUCGGAGAAUUUAGAGGGAAUCAAGUAGCAAUUAAGAAAAUGAAACAAAUUGAUAAAGAUGAAAAUAAAAUGAAAGAAUUUGAGAAAGAAGUAAUGAUGUUAGAUAAAUUUCGAAGUGAAUAUAUCAUUCAUUUUUAUGGAGCAGUAUUUAUUCCUAAUAAAAUAUGUAUGAUAACAGAAUAUGCAAAAUAUGGAUCAAUACAAGAUUUAAUUAAUAAAAGAACAAACACGGAAAUACCAAAUAAAAUAAGAAUUAAAUUCAUGAUAGAUGGAGCAAAAGGAAUUUCAUAUCUUCAUUCAAAUGGAAUACUACAUCGAGAUAUUAAACCAGAUAAUUUUCUUGUUAUAACACUUGAUGAUAAUAUUGGAGUUAAUUGUAAAUUAACAGAUUUUGGAAGUUCAAGAAACAUUAAUAUGAUGAUAACAAAUAUAACAUUCACAAAAGGGGUAAGAACACCAAAAUACAUGGCACUACAUGUCAAUUCAUUUUCAGUAGUAGUGUUAGAAAAAUACUGA
Messenger RNA from Entamoeba dispar SAW760, 2505 nucleotides. RefSeq names its product protein serine/threonine kinase, putative. Lineage: Eukaryota; Evosea; Mastigamoebida; Endamoebidae. The transcript has 2 exons. Gene Ontology annotation, biological process: protein phosphorylation. The record is from RefSeq and is a predicted model, not a curated record. Bases 1 to 2505 code for a protein of 834 amino acids. Gene Ontology annotation, molecular function: protein kinase activity; ATP binding.